CAUACCAAAGAUGUUCAACUCAUCUUGCAUCGCUUCAGUUUCUCAUUCCACGGUCGAUGGAAACCAGUAUCCUAGACAGGGGGAGGACAAGAGUACGGAGGGGAGCGAAUCUUAUAAAAAAAGAAGAACUCGGUCGCGAAGUUAUUAUAGAAGAAGAAGUGGCAACUGGGGUUUCGAUAUCUGAAACCCUAAUUGUCGUCGUCUCCGCCGCUCUCAUCACCGUCAUCUCCGCCGUAACUCGUCACCAUAUUCAAUCGCUUGACACCGCCACAGCCACCUACAAAAGAGAAGGAGAACUGAGGAUCAACACCAAAUUGAAACAGCCCAAGAAUCAAAAUCUGAACAAUCACGAAAGAGGGUAA
This is a messenger RNA of Vicia faba (fava bean), 362 nucleotides long. The record is from the annotation of a GenBank genome assembly. NCBI's taxonomy places the organism in Eukaryota, Viridiplantae, Streptophyta, Magnoliopsida, Fabales, Fabaceae.